Messenger RNA from Diceros bicornis minor, 3285 nucleotides. It is a transcript of the gene CD300LG, whose product is annotated as CD300 molecule like family member g. The coding region runs from base 74 to 1213 and encodes 379 amino acids. Lineage: Eukaryota; Metazoa; Chordata; Mammalia; Perissodactyla; Rhinocerotidae. The record is from RefSeq and is a predicted model, not a curated record. The transcript is spliced from 7 exons. Gene Ontology annotation, cellular component: plasma membrane. Gene Ontology annotation, molecular function: transmembrane signaling receptor activity.
CCUGAUCUGGCGCAUCUGCAAGAAGUUAAAGCUCCCAGUUCCCGGCGUGUGCUGCGCGUGUCCAGUGCCCACCAUGCGGCCCCUCGUCCUGCUGUGGGGCUGCCUCGUGCUGCCAGGUUAUGGAGCCCUGAAGGGCCCGAAGGAGGUCCGUGGAUUUGAAGGCGACACGGUGUCCCUGCAGUGCACCUACGGGGAGAAGCUGAGGGAACGCAAGAAAUACUGGUGCAGGGAGAAAAGGAUCCUGAUCUCCCACUGCUCUGGCACUAUCUAUGCAGAAGAAGAUGGCCAGGAGAGGACGGAGGGCAGGGUGUCCAUCCGAGACAGCCCCCAGGAGCUCAAGCUCACCGUGACCAUGAGGAACCUCACCCUGCAGGACACGGGGAAGUACUGGUGUGGGGCCGAAAGACUGGGCUUUGAUUGGACUUCCCUGGUCUCUCUGCUCGUCUUUCCAGGGCCCUGCUGUCCUGCCUCCCCCAGGCCCUCCUUCCAGCCUCUUGCUACAACGAGCCUUCAGCCCAAGGCAAAAGCUUGGCAAACUCAGCCCCCAGAAUUGACUUCUCCUGGUCUUCACCCGACAGUCACCACAGCCAAGCAGGGGAAGACAGGGCCCGAGGCUUCUCCGUUCACAGGGCCCUCCCCGUCCCAGCACGCAGGAACCUCGCUAUAUGCAGGAACCUCUCCGUACGCAGCGACCUCUCCUCACGCAGCGACUUCUCUGUACGCAGAGACCUCUCCUCACACAGCGACCUCUCCUCACGCAGCGACCUCUCCUCACGCAGUGACCUCUCCUCACGAAGCCACCUCUCCUCAUGCAGGGACCUCCCACCCAGCCACAGAGCUGGACUCCACCUCGGCAGAGGAUGCCAGUCUUGUCCCCAGCAGCAGCAGUUCUAAGUCCAGGGUGUCCACCCCCAUGGUCCACAUCUUGGCCCCGGUCCUGGUGCUGCUGAGCCUUCUGCUGGCCGCAGGCCUGGCUGCCCUUGGCAACUACAUGCUCCGGUGGAGGAAGGAAGCUCAACUGGUCACGGAGACACAGAGGAAUGAGAAGGUCCACCUCUCAGACUCGGUCAAAGACGGAAGAGGAUACUCUACUCGCUCUGCCAGAGAGCCCCAGGGGGAUGUGAAAACUCAGAGGGAAGUGUUAGGGGUCAGACCAGCAUUUUCCUUCCCCAGAGAGCCAAUGCUAGAAGCUCUCCAUGUAUCCUUUUCUUGAAUACCUACUGUGUGCCAGGGGCUUGCCUAUGUCAUUAAACCUUCUACCCCCGCACAAGUUAGGUAUUAUUAUUUCCUCCUCCUUACAGAAUAAGAAAUCGAGGCUCAGAGAAGAUAAGUAACUUUCCCACAGCAACCCAGCCUGAAAGAGGCAGAACCAGGGAAACUGACCUCGGUCCGCGGGGCUGGCUGCAGCGCCCUGUGCUCCUUCCACCCUCCACGUUGAAGGCCAGGGGCUUGAGGGAUGGAGCCAGCUCCUGGGACCAAGACUCUCUCCAGACUUGGGAGAGAAACCCAUCCUCGGGCCAUGCACGUGGGAUGGCCGUGGCCCCUGACUCCUGGAAGGGCCCAGGUGGGAGAGCUGGGCUAAGAUCAGGACGCGACACGCUUCCCAAGGCUUCCCUGCGACAUCUUUGCUACUAUUUUUCCAGUGUCUAGAAGCAGAGGCUCUCAUCUUGCGUGUCCGUCAACCCAGAAAAUGCCUCUGAUUGUCCACAGUGUGGCAGAAGAACCAAUGAGAGAUGGAGACCCACACUGGACACAGGGUCGUGGUCCUGGCCACUGCCUACAUGUGUGGUUUGGUCUCUGCCCCAUGAGGUUCUUUCCUCAAAUUUGGUCAUCCUUGAGUAGGGGAUACGUCCAUGGCUGCCGGUGGUCAGUGGUUAGCAGUGGCUGGGUUUUGACUGAACCACAAAGCUGUAAAUAUGGGAUUCAUGGGAAAUGGACCUGAUGUCAGGGGGUCCUCUACUCCAGCCCAGCUCCGCCAUGUCCUCACCAUAGGCAGGGCUGGGAGGGCCAAAGGCCAUGAGUGACAGCAUUUGUGAAAUCUCCUUCCCCCUGCCCUCAUUCCCUUGUCCCUUCAGCCCCCCAGUCACUUCUCCUCCGAGAAAUUCUGCUCUGAGUUUUAUCUUGUAAGACUGAAGGUGUCACCAGAGAUGGCUCAGACAUCCACCUCUGCCCCCAUCCCCUGCGGUGAGGGUAUUGACAAAAGCAGGGGCCCAGUUGGUAGACAAGAGACACGGAGACAAAGAGAAGUGUGCGGCAUGCCCUGUCAGGAUGGCAGCAUAGUGUAGGAAAAGAGCUUCGGUCUGAGGUCAAAUAGUUGUGAAUACAAGUCCCAGCUCAGCUUCUUGCCAGCUGUGUGACGUUUGGCAAGUUACAUCACCUCUCUGAGCCUCGGUUUCCCUUCUCACAGAUUGUGAUUAGGAACAAGUGAGAUGAGACACUCCUAGGUGUCCAGAAAAUGGGAGCUUCUUUCUUUGGCUUCAGUGCCCAUAGGGCCAUAGGAUUUGCUGGCCAGGGCACCUCAGGGCAGCUGUGCCCUUGGGAGACUUGGCUGGGGGCCGGCUCCAGCCUCUGCUCUGCCCAGCUGCCAGGACAAUGGAGCGGGACAUGGAGGAGCCUGGCGUUCUGACCUGAGGACCUAUGGGGACAGCCCGGCCCCGGGCUGGAGAUGGGCUUCCCCACUCACUCUGGACUACCACCUCUCUCCCCUGGGCCUCAGUUUCCUCAGUGAUCAAAGAGCGACUGCUCAGACUAUAAUCUCCUAAGACUUUUUUCUGUGUUGUUUGUGAUUCGGUGAGUCUUUGAGGCGUCCAGCUUUGCUGUCUCCAGGCCUGUUACAAAGAACCUGCAGCCUGCGUGUUCUUUCUGCUUAAAGGAUAGAAAUAACAAUACUGAAAACGAAUGAAUCAUUCCGGGAGUUCCCAGUUGUUGAGUGAUAAAACAUUGUCGUGAAUAUUCACUGUAACCCUGAGGGAAGGAUUCUUGUCCCCAUUUACAGCGGAUGAAGCUGAGCCUCAGGGAGGUUAGGUGGCUUGUCCAAGGUCCCACGAGACUAGGAAACUUGACCGAAGGGCGAGACUAGGAAACUUGACCGAAGGGCUCUGACUCCGAAGCCCGCCUUCUUCCCCUUGCCCACCCCUCCUGCAUUUCCCGCCUCCUGUUCCACUCACAGACCAUCCCUGCUGCCAAGAACGGCCUGUUCUGACCCGUCUCUGUUUCAGCCGCUCCAGAACGGCGGGGUCCCGGAGUACACCGUGAUCAACCUUGCAGGGCCCACUGGGCCUCAUG